GUGCGGGCGGCGCGGGCGGUGCUGCGGGAACUGCCGGCCCCGUGAUGGUGCACCUCGGGCUGCGGCGGGUGGAGGACAGCGUGGCUGCCAAACACCCGGCGCUGCAGCAGUACGCGGCGUGCCAGGCCCACGCCUUCAUGAAGGGCAUCGGCACCUUCCUGGCAGGCGGCGGCGCUGCUUUUGCCGUGCAGAAGCUGGUGAACAAGAGGCUGCCGUACGCGCUGCAGUGGAACCUGCUGCUGUCUGUGGCGGCAGGGUCCUUGGCCAGCUAUAUGGUGACCAGAGUGGAGACGCAGAAAUGCUCGGACUUCUGGAUUUACUUGGAGACGGGCACAUCCCCGCAGGAGCACCGCACGGCUGACGGAGCGCCUCAGCCUGCAGACCAUCUGUUUGGCCUGGAGGAUGCAGAGAGAGUGCCACCACCCGUGAGGAGGAACAAAUAUGGGGACAUCGUGGAGUAGCCAGGAGCACAGUGUGCUGUGCCCACAUCCUACUGCUGCCCUCAGCCCUUCUGUCUGCUUGGUGUGCCCCUGCAGUGUGGGAGACAUCUGCAGUGCUGCUGGGGAGCUCAGGGGAGUCCCCAGCAGUUGUGUGUGAGCACCCAAUAAAAGUCCUGAGCUGAAUGCA
This is a messenger RNA of Tympanuchus pallidicinctus (lesser prairie-chicken), 627 nucleotides long. It is a transcript of the gene TMEM141, whose product is annotated as transmembrane protein 141. NCBI's taxonomy places the organism in Eukaryota, Metazoa, Chordata, Aves, Galliformes, Phasianidae. The transcript is spliced from 5 exons. Bases 45 to 461 code for a protein of 138 amino acids. The record is from RefSeq and is a predicted model, not a curated record.